Molecule: messenger RNA, 2360 nt
Organism: Ostrinia nubilalis (European corn borer)
Lineage: Eukaryota; Metazoa; Arthropoda; Insecta; Lepidoptera; Crambidae
Product: glycosylated lysosomal membrane protein A-like
Exons: 8
Coding region: 236-1438 (400 amino acids)
Cellular component (GO): lysosome
Source: RefSeq, a predicted model, not a curated record
UAUCAAAUGUGUCUACUUUAUUCUGUUGGUUAUUAGUAUUAUGACGCAAAGGAACGGAAGAGUCGUGUUUUACUGGGAGAAAUUAAUCGAAUUUAUCUUUUACAUUCAAGUGUUAUCAUUAAAUUAUUGCGGACGCUCGUAGACGCUGGAGUAUUUAUCGCACGUGCUUAUGUGUUUAUCUUUUUACUAUUGAACUCUGUUAAAUAACAACAGUAUAAAAGUAGAUAGUGGUUUUAUGGAAAGAAUAAUGAUUCCAACAACGAUAAAAGCGUGUUUUCAGACUUUGUUCAUUGUUGUCUUAUCACAAAUUGCAAAUGGGCAAGAUCGAAAGAUAACAUACAAAUUCAACCCAGGCUGCGAUGCGUGUGUUGACGAAAACAACACCCUAGUGUACACACGAGCACAAGGCUCCCACGAUACCGUCCACCAAAUAUGGGACUUCACAGCUGGAUCCCCCACAGUGAUCCUGUCCGUGGCCGGAGUCAAUUCUACACUGAACAUUACAUGGGAUGGCACUGUACCGUCCAGAUUCAAGUUUUCUGAGACCCCAAAGUAUAGUUUUGCAACUGCUAUUGAUAAGAUAUACGAAUACAACGACCUUCAAGACGCGGGGUACAUAGACGCGCGUAGCUCGCGCCGGGUGGUGCCGCUGCGACAUGUCUCGUGGCGGCUCGCGACCGACGUACGGACGGAUGACGAGGUCAUGGUGCUCAUGAGGGGACACCUGAGGAGCGAGCACAGGCAUGGAACGAUCGAUGUUAAGCUAGAUCUAAUCCCGUUCAAGGACUACGCAGUGGACCUCCCUCAUCUGAUCCAUACGGCUAACUCCACGCUCGCCGAUAUUAGCCUCGUGAACCUGACGGCGUCGCGAGACUACAAUUCGUCACGGUUCGCGCUGCGAGUGUUACUGGCCAGUGUGGAUGACAGUAACGAUACGAUGCGCUAUGCUAUGCGCAAGAGUCUGGAUGACGAACACACGCCUGGGGUCUUUGAGAUAAUAGAGAUCAAAUCUCCCGAGUCGGCUCGGAGCGGCGACGGCGGCUUCCUGCAGUUCCGGCCCGUGGCUUACACCACGCCAGAGCGCGGCGUCACCACCUCUACGAUAGUGCACGUGUCCGCUUUCAACAGGACGUCAAUCCCCAAAGGCAGCACGUUGGAGACGUUCUUCCGUCACGCCGAUGCCAGCCGCCUGCUGCUGCAGGACUUGCUGGUGUCCUUCGGCGAGGCCGGCGACGGGUUCUACGAGAAGCACAACUACACUUCUUGGUCGUUCACGGUGGGCUACGGCGCGCCUCCCCUAGAAGGCUUCUCGGCCUUCGUGAUCGGCAUCAUCUGCGUGGGGUUAGGGCUGCCGGUGGCGCUGGCGGCGUCGGGCGCGGUUUAUGCGCUGGUGCGCCGACGCCGCGCCGCGCCGCGCCGGUUGCUGGACGACGAAUGACCUUAUAGCUUCAGCGCGCUGAGGGAGCAUGACUGAUGUUUUCAGAGCCACCAUCGCAAAGUCAACCAAUAACAUGUUACUGUAGGAAACCGAUGCCUUCUUACAAUUUUCCCAACAUUUUACAUCAUGGAUUCAAUUGAAAUCGUCCCGCCCGCGCCCUUAGAAAAAUAAACUUUUAGCUUAGUUGUUCACAGAAUACAGGUAAUGAUUGGCUCAAAGAUGGACUGCGUAUUGGUCUAAAACAGUGGUUCUUAACCGGUGGUCCGCGGACCACUGGUGGUCCCUGGAGGCAUUCCAAGUGGUCCGCGAAAACAUCGUAAUAAACAAGUGACGUGACGUGAUGAGUCGAGUCAACACAACGCAAACGGCGCACAGUGGGCGAGAAAUCGACCUCCCCUUUCAUAGGAUUUUGAAAAAAAAGUGGUCCCUGACAAGACAGAAAUUUGGUAAAAUGGUCCCUCGUGACUUAAAGGUUAAGAACCACUGGUCUAAAAGGACCCCUACCAAAGUACAUAAUAUAUUGGGGAGGAACUUAAGAACCAAUGGAAAUGCAAGAUAGACGCAUGGCACCAAAUUAAUUAUAUUAUUACGGUGUACAUAAUAUUUGAAUUGAGUUUGAGUUGGAUGGUAUUAUUCAUUUUUUGCAACUUAACUGCAUCCUAAAAUUUUAUAGCACUUAACCAAAGUGUUCUCAAUAACAACAAGAACCUUUUACAUAACAGCGUCUUAGAGAGCACGAUUUUAAUUUUAAUUGACCAUAAACAAACCAGAGACAGUUUACGUUUGAUUAGAUAUUCGUUUUAGUGAAAUUUAAAUUAAUUUAGACUGUAAUUCAAUGAUCUGUGUAAUUUAAAUAUGAAUAUACAGGGUGAUAGAUUAAACGUAGAAAUAACUUCUAGAGGUGAUCCUAAUUACUUUACUA